GGUAACAACUAUAUCAAUCACUGGCAGGUGCGUGCGCUCACGGAACCAUUCAAAUAUGUUUAUUUGUUCCGGGGGAAGGGUUUCGGCGACGUACUGGUCUGGGACAUCUUCCAAAAAAAGUCGUUUCAUGACAUAAGGUAUAAGUUUGUAGCGAAAGCAAAAAUCAUUCGCGUCGUGCAAAGCAUGGCCGAGACCAAUGAAAACUUGAAGAACUACGAGGAGAUGUUUGCCAACAGAUUUUCACAGGACGACAAAGAAUACCAGCAGUAUCUGAAUCGUCCAGCUGACAUCCCACCCAUCGUCGAGGACUGGAGGAGUCGUGGAGGUGGAAACCACAGAGGCAGGGACAGGUACCAGGACCGUCGAGGUCGUGGUUGGGGAGGAGGUCGAGGUUGGGGAGGAGAACAUCGUGGGCAGCAACACUGGCAUGACAGAGACAGAGACAGGCACUGGGGGCAUGGAAGUGGGUAUCAAUCAGGCCCUCCAAGCUCCAACCAGGGAUACAACUCCUAUCAUCAGAGACCACAUUAUGACCGCUGAUCUCUACUCUAAUCUCUCGGCUGUUAACAGUAUUCACAGUCUUACAACUUACAUUCUUGACUCAUAAGCUGAGUAUAAGGCACAAGGGUUGAGCAAUAUUAAUAAUGUACUGUCGAUCAUUGUAAUUGUGUGGAACUUUUUUUAAAUAUUGUGACAGUUUUUUUGUCAGAAUUAAAAAUACAAAGCCAAUACGUAGUCCAAUCUUUCCCAGAAUUAUUUCUGAAAAGUGACAGCAGAAGAUAACAGAUCCUGUUUGAUUUCCACUUACCUUUUACUAUACCAAAAUACAGCCAUUCUUUCGGACAUAUAUAGCUCAGCCCUGUAAUCAUAAUACAUAUUCAUUACAUUUUUGGAAAUGAUAAUAAGAACAUAGUUGUAGUUUUCAAUACUGGCGCUCAUUAAAAAUGACAAAAGUAACACAUUUCUCAUAAAAUUUUGGCUGUUUUGAUUAUUACAUUAUACGUUGGACUUUUGUGUUCAGAUAGUUUUGCAGCUACAUCUUUACAUGCUUUUUGGGUACAGUAUUGCAAAGAGUGAAUCUGAAUUUCCAGACAAAAUCUGUUUGUAAUGCAGCUUUAUUUUUUGUGUCACAACAUUGUAUAAGGAUACUGAUGAACUGUUUUUAAUAAACAGGUAUUUUCU
Sander lucioperca (pikeperch) is the source of this 1182-nucleotide messenger RNA. RefSeq names its product RNA guanine-N7 methyltransferase activating subunit. The record is from RefSeq and is a predicted model, not a curated record. Lineage: Eukaryota; Metazoa; Chordata; Actinopteri; Perciformes; Percidae. Bases 184 to 540 code for a protein of 118 amino acids. Gene Ontology annotation, biological process: RNA 5'-cap (guanine-N7)-methylation. The transcript has 3 exons. Gene Ontology annotation, molecular function: RNA binding.